AUGAAUAAUUCAACAAAUAUAUAUAACUAUUCUAAUAAUGUUAUAAGUAGUCCUCGAGAGUCAUCUAUGUUAAGUAUAUCUUCCUCCCAGAAUUUCAAUAAUAAUUAUAAAUAUUCUAAUUCACAAAAUGAAAUGGUAAAUUUAAUUUUAGAAAAUUGUGUUUUGGAAUGGUUUCCCUUUUUAAAAGAUGAUAAAAAUAAUAAUAUGGAAAAAGAUUAUAAUUUAAAUAAUGAAAUUAUAAAAUUAAAAAAUUUCUAUAAAGGAGUAAAAUCAUCAGAAUUUCCUUUAAAAAAAUUAUAUAAAACAGACAGAAGUAUUUCAAACUUAAAUGAAGAUCAUGAUGAUGAGGAUAUAUUUUAUAAUAGUAAUAGUAUAUAUAUGAACAUUUUAAGUGAAAGUAAUACAAAAAAUGACGAAAAUGAAAUUUAUAUUAAUAAAUCUUUUAUUAAAGAUAAUGGAAAUGAAACCAAAAAUUAUAAAAUAGAUACAAAUGAAGAAAAUGAUUUAAGUGAGAAAUGUUGCUUUUAUGACUGCAUAACGGAACAGGAUAUUGAAAUUAAUAAUAAUUUGAAUACACAUGUAAGGAAAACUGAUAAGGGAGAUGAAAGAAGAGAAACAAUUAAAAUAGAAGAAUUUGAUAAAGUAAAUAACGAUGUUAAAGAAAAAAAAAAAUUAAAUUUUCAAAAAUUUAAAAAAGAAAUUGAAGAAAAAGCAGAUAAUGAUAAAAUUAAAAAAGAUUCAAAAAAAGAAGAAAAAGAAGAGCAAAAACAGUAUCAACAUUUAAUUCUAUUAAAACAAAAAGAGGACAGAGAGAAAAAUAAGAAAAGAAAAGAAAAAGAAGAAAGUGGAGAUGAAAGGGAAAAAGAAAAAUAUAAAACAGAAGAAAGAACUUCAUUUAAUAAUAGUAAUAUAUGUAUGAUUAAUGAUCCUAAAAGAAACAAAAAUAUAGAAGAAAAAAUUAAUAACAAAGAUAAUAUAAUAAGAAAUGAUAAUGAAAAUAAUGUAGAAAAUAAUUAUUCUAAUAUAGAAAAAUACAAAUUAACGAAUACAAGAAAAGAUAUGAAUACUAAUGAAUAUAAAAAAGAAACUUAUAUAAAUAACGAUCCAAUAAAUAAAGAAAGAAUACAAUAUCAAGAAUACGAUAAAAGAAGCAUUAGUUCUAUAAUUGAAGAAAUAAUAAAUAAAGAAUCAAAAGAAAAAAAUAUUACAAUGGAAUUAUAUGGAAAUAUUUAUUUAAGUAUUUGUAUGAAUGUUUUAAAAAAAGAUAUAGAUUAUUUCUUUUCUCCUUGCCAAUUAAAAAAUGAAAAACUUUUGUAUGAAAAAAAAAAAAUUAAAGAAAUUCUAAAGCUUUAUGAUAAGUUAUUUUAUAGUCAUUUUAAGUUUGUUCCAAAUAAAUUUUACAAAGAAACAUUAAGACCCAUUUAUUCAUAUUAUCAAAAUUUAAAAUGUAAUAUAGAAGGGAAUAUUUCAAAUUCUUCUUUUGAUUUAAAAUUAAAAAAAUCUUCUUCAUUUAAUAAUGAUAAUGAAAUUCAAACAAGAAUUAAUAAUAAAGAAUAUGAUGAUAUAAAAAGUAUUCAGAAAGGAAAUUCUAAUGAAUAUUCAAAUUUAGGUAGUUUUUCAAAUAUAAUAAAUGAUUCUCAUAUUAAAAAAAUACUACUAGAUGUUGAUGGAAAUAAAGAUAUUAGCUAUUUAGAAAAAGACUUUAAAUAUAUAUAUAAAGACUUAGUGAAACUAAAAAGUUUAUUAUUAAAAAAAAGACAUUACAAAAACAUUUUAUUUAAUUAUCAAAAAAAUUUUGUUCAUAUUAAUAAUAGAUGUGUUAAAACAUAUAGAGAUAUAUAUCCUGUAGAGAAAGAAUAUAAAAUAUAUACUCAAAUAAAAAAAGAAACAACAGAAAUAAUAAAUAGUAUUAAUACAAAUUAUAAAAAAUAUUAUUUAAAUUCGUAA
Messenger RNA from Plasmodium gallinaceum, 1947 nucleotides. RefSeq names its product conserved Plasmodium protein, unknown function. Bases 1 to 1947 code for a protein of 648 amino acids. NCBI's taxonomy places the organism in Eukaryota, Apicomplexa, Aconoidasida, Haemosporida, Plasmodiidae. The record is from RefSeq and is a predicted model, not a curated record. The transcript has 2 exons.